Molecule: messenger RNA, 5225 nt
Organism: Epinephelus fuscoguttatus (brown-marbled grouper)
Lineage: Eukaryota; Metazoa; Chordata; Actinopteri; Perciformes; Serranidae
Gene: apol1
Product: apolipoprotein L, 1
Exons: 39
Coding region: 316-3609 (1097 amino acids)
Biological process (GO): lipoprotein metabolic process; lipid transport
Cellular component (GO): extracellular region; membrane
Molecular function (GO): lipid binding
Source: RefSeq, a predicted model, not a curated record
GAUCCACCGGUUUCCGUGAGUCUGCUUCAUGAAAACACCCACACAAAGUCACAGAGAUCUGUGGGAAGUGUCUGAGCUGUGGCCUGUUUCUUUUUUCUUUCUUUCUUUUUUUUUUUUUUUUAUUAUGAUUUUCUCAGAGGAGGGAGGAUCUUAACUGCCCAGCUUCAGCGAGUGAAAACAGCACACAUUAUCAACACGGGAGCAGACAGAAACUCACGAGGACUGAAACAUUUCAGUAUAUUAACACUAACAUCGAUUAACCAGAGGAACAACUAAACACUACGUGCGGACGGAGGAGGACGUGGGGCAGCACUCAUGGAGCGAUACGACAACCUGGAUUUGGAUUUGGAGUGUGAAGGAGGAGGCGUAGCUGAAAAAGCAGCAUUAUUUGGAGGGAUGUUUAAAAGAUCCUCCAAGGCUGCAGAACCAUCGCUCCAUGCACAGGACAGUUUAUCAGUCAGCAGUGAACUUUCGAAGAGCAAUGACAGUCUGACUGACAACAGCAACAAGGGGAAAGAAGGCGUGUUUAAAGGAAUGUUUAAGAAGACGACCAAAGCUGCCAAAGAGGACCAGCCGCAGGCCUCCCUAUAUCCUGAAUUGCCUGUCAGUAGUGACAGCUUAAGAGACAACAAGUCAUCAAAGGAAAAAUCAGGUGUGUUUGGAGGGAUACUGAAACGAGGACAUGCUCGGAGGCCUUCACAGGAUCUUUUGGACGCUGAGUUCACAGCCGGGAACGACGGUCAGUCUGAGAACACCACAGCUAAGGAGUCAGGAGGGGUGUUCAGUGGGAUGUUUAAAAAAGCCUCAAAGCCUUUUGGAGCGAGGACACAAUCUCAGGAGGAUCUGUCUGCAGCCAACGAGCUCUCAGGCAGCAAAGACAAUCUUUCUGUGACUAGCAACACUAAGGAGUCAGGAGGGGUGUUCAGUGGGAUGUUUAAAAAAUCUCCAAAGCCUCCUGGAGCGAGGGCACAAUCUCAGGAGGAUUUGUGUGCAUCCAGCGAGCUCUCAGGCAGCAAAGACAAUCUUUCUGUGAACAGCAACACUAAGGAGUCAGGAGGGGUGUUCAGUGGGAUGUUUAAAAAGCCAAAGCCUCCUGGAGCGAGGACACAAUCUCAGGAGGAUCUGUCUGCAGCCAGCGAGCUCUCGGGCAGCAAAGACAAUCUUUCUGUGACUAGCAACACUAAGGAGACAGGAGGGGUGUUCAGUGGGAUGUUCAAAAAAUCGCCAAAGCCUCUCGGAACGAGGACAAAAUCUCAGGAUGAUUUGUCUGAACCCAGCAAGCUCUCAGGCAGCAAUGACAAUCUUUCAGAGAACACUAAGGAGAAAGGAAUCUUUGGUGGUGUCUUCAAGAAAAAAGGUGCCAAAUCUCAGUCUCAGGAUGAUUUGUCCAUGGAUGGUGAACUCUCUGCCAGCAGUGACAGCCUUGUGGAGAAGUCUUCAAAGGGUGGAGCAGCAGCAAAGAUCCUGAAGAAUCCUUUCACCUCAUCAGCUCAGGAUAAGGAAAAGACUGAACGCUCAGGAGACUCAAACGAGAAUAGUUCUACUGCAGAGAAGCCCAAAGCAAAGCAGAAUGGUUUUAGUGCGAUGAUGAAGAGCACCUUCUACACCGACAAACAGGAGAAGGACUCUGACUCUGACUCUGAGGCAAUAUUGGACAAUGGAGAGAGCCAGCCCAGCCACAAACAGAGCAAACUUGCCGAGGCGAUGGAAAAGCUGAACCCGUUUCGAUCUGCACACAAACAUGAAAAGCCGUCAAGCUCUGAUGACGAGGAUCCGCCUGCGAGCAGCGAGAAGUCAUCAGUCAACAAACAGAGCUCUAUGGCUGGAGCCAUGUCCAAACUGAAUUUUUUCCACUCUUCAAAUAAAAAAGACACCGAAGACACAGAGACGCUCAAGGAGAACAAGAAACAAGUGGAAGAAAAGUCAAAACCGAGCAACAAGACCCAGCGAGAGAGAAAAGAAAGAAGUGAAACUCCAACGGUCCCACCCAGACCUUCUAAAGAGGAGAUGAAGAGCAUAUCCACAUACGGCAAAGUAAAAGCAAGAGGAACUGAGGAUAAUCAGGAUAACAAAGACAUGAUCUCCACAUCUGCCAGACCAUCAGAGGAGGAGCUGAGCAAAACAGCAAGACAAAAGCAGAAGAGCAACCACCAGAGCCAAUCAGACGAUGAAGGCCUCAAAGGUGAAUCUGCGGAAGCCAAAGAGGGAGAAGAGGUGCCCCCACCAGAAAGCAAAACAACCAAAGUGAAAAAACACAAACACCACAAUCCGUUCAUGCCACGCAGUGGACCCAAGCUUCAGGCUCCGUCUGAUGAUGAAGGGCUGAAAGACGAAGAUGAAGAUGAAGAGGAAAAGAAGGAUGAGGAGGGCAAAGACAAAACAGCGACCAAAGUCAAGAAGCCAAAGAGACACAAUCCUUUCAUGCCUCGGGUCAAGGGCAAAGUCAUACAGAAGAGAGCACAGGACGGAGCCGCAGAGAAUGAAGGUGGAAAUAGAACCUUGUUUGACCAGCUGGAAGACUUCCGUAUUGACCCAGCACAGCCUGAAGACGGACGGGAUGUGGAUCUCAUGGAGUGGUGGAACACAGUGGAGUCUUGGGAGGACACACCUCAAGAUGAUGACAUGACAGAAAAAGAAGAGGCCAAGGCGUUUGCUGUGACAGCAGAGAAGGUGCAGAAGGGCAUCCGAGUCUUCAACAAACUGUUCUCAGAGCGUGCGGAGAGCCUCUGGCAGCACGUCAUCGACCUCAACAGCAUUGCAGAUGGUCUGGACAAGUUCAGCAAGAACACAAAGAUUGCUCAAAUCACCGGUGGCUCCACCAGCGCCAUCGGGGGAGUGGCCACCAUCGCUGGCCUCGCUCUGGCCCCAGUCACCAUGGGAACCUCCUUGAUUGUGACGGCAGUUGGACUGGGUGUCGCCACUGCGGGCGGUCUGACAUCAGCAGGUGCCGGUAUCUCCAACCAGGUCAACAACUCCAUGGACCGCAAGAAGGUAGAGAAGAUUGUGCAGGAUUAUCAGGAAAAGAUCCUCGACCUCAACAAGUGCCUGAAAUUCAUCAAGCAAGGUAUCGAGAACCUGAAGCAGUUCGACCUGAUCAAGAUGAAAAAUCACGCCUACAACCGCGACUUCCCUGUGCUCAGUAGUAGUUUCUAUGAGGACGGCGCCAUGGCAGGAAAAGCGAUCCUCAUCAACGCUAAUGAGAUCAUGCGUGUGGUGCAGAUCGCCAACGUGGCAGGCAGCACAGCAGCCAGAGCGGUCCAGAUUGCCAGUAUGGCUACUGGUGUGCUCACCGGACUCUUUGUAGGUAUGGACAUCUACUUUGUGGCCAAAGACUCCAAAGAACUCAAGAAAGGGGCCAAGUCAGAGUUUGCGGCCAAAAUCAGGGAGGUGGCUACGCAGCUUCACGACGGUCUGGUGGAGCUCAACGGGAUACGAGAAGAGCUGCAGGCCACUUCUCCAGAAAAUGACGCAGCCAGUGAUACACCUGCUCCAGACAGUGAAAAGAAAGAGAAAGAGAAAGAGUACAAAUAUGACAGUUCAAGUGAAGAUGAAAUCGACCGCAUUAAAAAGGCCAUUAAACAGGACUAUGAGAACCGAGAGUAUGUCUGACAAAAACUAAGAACAGUGCUUUGACAUAAUGCUUUUAGAGCACGGUCAGUUUCCUGUUCUCCUACAAAAUGUUCAAGUGAUUUUGAAAGUACGUGCUUAAAUCUCCAGCAUACUGCUGCAUUGUUAGCAUCUAUGAGGUGGUUGGUGCCAGUUUCUUAAAAUGCAAAACUACUCUCAGGCCUAUUUUAAACGCCAACAGAGGAAACUCCACUCUUGAUGAAAUACACUAGUUUCUGAAACUUAUGGACUUUUAUGUUAGGGACCUGACUGCUUGCAUGGAGCUGAGGCUUUGUGCUAGAUAAAGUAUCAUAUCUGCUUUUCUGGUUGCUGUGCCAACAUGUGAAACUGCCAUGUGGUCCUUAAGAAAAUGGGCUCAAAGGUUUAAAAUCAUGUAUUUGGAUUGUAGAUAAGUAAACAAGUACAAAGUAUUUUGUCAACUUUUUAUAAUUUAGACUUUAAAGUGUUGCUUAGAGUUUCAAAGUACAUCAGUUAAUACAGAAACACUUUUACUGAUCAGGAGAUUGUGUAGACUCUUAGGGACAAGUGCCUUUAUUAUUUAUAAUGCCUUAGAAAUGCAUAUGAUGCAAUGUAGCAUUAGUUUGUUUACUUAUGUUGUUUUUCUGGUGUCAGGGCUGCAACUAACUCAUUUCCCUCUCAUCCUCUGCUUGAGGUUUUAGAUCUGAUGUGGGAUGUUUUUAAGUCUUGAUAUUGGACUUAUUUUGAAGAAUGGUAGUGAUGAGCUUUGUUUUCUAGCUACUUUAUAGUAAAAACUACUGAUUCACUAAACUGAGCUGCUUUAUUAAAAUGUAAAGGUUCUGUAUGCGACAUGCAGAGGAUAAUUAUAGCUGCAGACAAAUAUUUGCUAUGUGAAGAUAUAGUGGAACCAAUGGCAUCCUGAGCAGAGAAUGAAGUCACACUGCCUCAGGGUGUGUUUUAAUUUGAGCUUCUCUAUGGUUUGUUGUGGUAAGCUGGUCCGACCACGCGUGCAUGUUCGUGGAUGUGUGUGUUCCACUGACUAACUCAUUGCCAACACUUUGCUCUGUGCUUAUACAACAGUUUUUGCAACAGAUAUUGAGAUGGCCACCCAUGGUUCCUCCCUGGUGGACACUGUUAGCUCUGUCAGCAUUGUUGCCGUUGUUUAGUGCCGUUUACAGAGUUAACACCAUUAGCUGCUAGCCGCCGGCUCAGUUGAGAACCGUGUCCAGACACCUCAUAUGCUCUGAAUUUUGCAUAGAGCCCCUAGUUUUUAAAUGUGUCCUCAGUUAUAUUAGGUGUUUUAAUGGCUUCCAGGUGUAAAAUCAUCCUUUACUAGACAACAGGAAUGACACAGGUCUGUAAAAACCAGUCAUGACUAUGUCAGUCUGUCCUGAAAGAAUCUGUUGCCAUUUCCUUUUAAUGUGGCAUUAAUAUUUAAAGACUUUUAUUUCAAAGUCAGGGUCUGAUAUGUGGUUUGUACUGGAGGCUCUAAUGAUGUCAGCUCUGUGGUCUGUUUAAUGAACUUUAUAUUUAUUUUUCUGGGUGGAGUUGUUCAUUCGAUACUACCUUUUUAUGUGCAAUAUAUUGUAGACCUAUGUGUAAUUAAUGUGAAAUUGAUAAAUAAAGGCCAGAGAAACAUA